Cygnus olor (mute swan) is the source of this 4420-nucleotide messenger RNA. It is a transcript of the gene WDR47, whose product is annotated as WD repeat domain 47. Gene Ontology annotation, molecular function: protein binding. The record is from RefSeq and is a predicted model, not a curated record. Lineage: Eukaryota; Metazoa; Chordata; Aves; Anseriformes; Anatidae. The transcript has 16 exons. The coding region runs from base 276 to 3161 and encodes 961 amino acids.
CUGCGCCGCGGGGUGGGCGCUGCCCGGCGGCCCCGCCGCCCCCGGCGUGGGCCGCGCCCCGCUCCGGGCCGUGCUGUCGCCUCCCCCGCCGAGGGGAAGGGAAGAGACGGGAGGAGAGGGGAGCAGCGCACUGCAUCGCCCCCGAUCCCACAGCGGCGUCUGGGGCGGUGGCGGCGACGCCCGAGCGCCGCCGUCUCUUUGUUGUGGCAUCUGCGGGGCGGCUCGGCCGGGCUGGCGGCGUGUGUCGGGCCCGGCACGGCACGAAUAACUGGAAGAUGAUUGAGGGCACAUCAGAAGCGGAUCCGCUAGGUACUGGCCGGGCCCCGAUUCCCCUGUGGGCUCUGCAUAGGCGGGACUCUGGAGCGGCCCCUGGGCAGGCCGGAGAGUCGUAUGCUGCCAUCAUGACAGCUGAAGAAACGGUGAACGUUAAAGAAGCUGAAAUAAUCAAACUAAUUCUAGACUUUCUGAACUCCAGGAAACUUCAUAUCAGUAUGCUGGCACUUGAGAAAGAAAGUGGGGUCAUUAAUGGCCUGUUUUCAGAUGACAUGCUUUUUUUAAGGCAGUUGAUUCUUGACGGUCAAUGGGAUGAGGUUCUUCAAUUUAUUCAGCCUCUUGAAUGUAUGGAAAAAUUCGACAAGAAAAGAUUUCGUUACAUUAUAAUGAAGCAGAAGUUCUUGGAAGCCUUAUGUGUAAACAAUGCAAUGUCAGCAGAAGAUGAGCCUCAGCAUCUGGAAUUCACAAUGCGAGAGGCUGUGCAGUGCCUACAUGCGUUGGAAGAAUACUGUCCCUCUAAGGAAGACUACAGUAAACUCUGCUUGCUGCUCACAUUGCCUCGCUUGACCAACCAUGCAGAAUUCAAAGACUGGAAUCCCAGCACAGCCCGUGUGCACUGCUUUGAAGAAGCUUGUGUAAUGGUGGCAGAGUUUAUUCCUGCUGAUAGGAAACUGAGCGAAGCUGGUUUCAAAGCAAGUAACAAUCGUUUAUUUCAGCUUGUAAUGAAGGGAUUGCUUUAUGAAUGUUGUGUGGAAUUCUGUCAGAGUAAAGCAACGGGAGAAGAAAUUACAGAAAGUGAAGUAUUGCUGGGCAUUGAUCUCUUAUGCGGUAAUGGGUGUGAUGACUUGGACCUUAGCUUAUUGUCAUGGCUGCAGAAUCUGCCAGCUACUGUUUUUUCCUGUGCUUUUGAACAAAAGAUGCUUAAUAUUCAUGUUGAUAAACUCCUCAAGCCUACAAAAGCUGCAUAUGCUGAUCUUUUGACACCUCUUAUCAGCAAGCUUUCUCCAUAUCCAUCAUCCCCAAUGAGACGGCCUCAGUCUGCUGAUGCUUACAUGACCCGUUCCUUAAACCCUGCCUUAGAUGGGCUGUCAUGUGGAUUAACAAAUCAUGAUAAGAGAGUCACAGACCUUGGGACCAAAACUUCUCCAAUGUCGCACUCCUUUGCUAAUUUCCAUUACCCAGGAGUACAGAAUCUCAGCCGAAGUCUCAUGCUUGAGAAUACUGAGUGUCACAGUAUUUUUGAAGAGUCACCUGAGCGUGAUACUCCCGUGGAGCCACAGCAUCCCAUCAACAGUGAGACUUUGUGCCAGAGUUCUGUUCCAGAAAAUGAACCAGUUAAUGGAGCACAGAGUCAGGGAUCUGCCAAACAAGAGAAAAAUGAGCUUCGUGAUUCAACAGAGCAGUUUCAAGAAUAUUACAGACAAAGACUACGUUACCAGCAGCACUUAGAACAGAAGGAGCAACAACGUCAGUUGUACCAGCAAAUGUUGUUGGAAGGAGGUGUAAACCAAGAAGAUGGAGCUGACCAGCAACAGAAUCUUACCGAGCAGUUUCUCAACAGAUCUAUCCAGAAGCUAGGAGAAUUAAAUAUAGGUAUGGACAGUCUUGGAAAUGAUGUGCAAACGCUUAGCCAGCAAUGUAAUGGGAGCAGAGGGAAUGCAUCUACUAACCCAGCAAGUAACUUUACAUCACCACCUUCAGAUGCUUCUCAGAGGCUAACAGCUGAUGGCCAAAAUGUUAACACAAGCACUCCUCGAAAACGUGGAUCAGCUAAUCAAAUACCCUUUCCUGAAGAGUCGCCUGUGCAGGGGAAUCAAACUGCGUCAGAGCAUGCUGUCACUCAGCCACAGUUGGACGACUCUUCAGGGAAUCUGAGUAGGACAAGAGGUGAUGAGGAUGACAAAUCAAAAAAACAGUUCAUUUGCAUUAAUACUCUAGAAGACACACAAGCUGUCAGAGCUGUAGCCUUUCAUCCCAGUGGGAGUUUAUAUGCUGUUGGCUCCAACUCUAAAACUUUGAGAGUGUGUGCCUACCCAGAAGUAAUUGACCCAAGUGCUUAUAAUACUCCUAAACAACCUGUAGUUCGCUUCAAAAGAAACAAGCAUCAUAAAGGAUCAAUCUACUGUGUAGCAUGGAGUCCCUGUGGACAGUUGCUGGCUACUGGUUCUAAUGAUAAAUAUGUGAAAGUACUACCUUUUAAUGCUGAAACUUGUAAUGCGACAGGACCAGAUUUGGAAUUCAGCAUGCAUGAUGGGACAAUCAGAGAUCUUGCUUUUAUGGAAGGCCCAGAAAGUGGUGGUGCUAUUUUAAUAAGUGCUGGAGCAGGGGACUGUAAUAUUUACACUACAGAUUGUCAGCGAGGACAAGGUCUGCAUGCUCUAAGUGGUCAUACUGGUCAUAUUUUAGCACUUUAUACGUGGAGUGGUUGGAUGAUUGCAUCUGGAUCCCAAGACAAGACUGUAAGAUUCUGGGAUCUGAGAGUGCCAAGUUGUGUUCGUGUUGUGGGAACAACGUUUCAUGGAACAGGAAGUGCUGUAGCUUCAGUAGCUGUAGAUCCUAGCGGUCGUCUUCUGGCUACGGGACAAGAGGACUCUAGCUGUAUGUUGUAUGAUAUUCGAGGAGGACGAAUGGUUCAGAGCUAUCAUCCUCAUGCCAGUGAUGUUCGCUCUGUGCGCUUCUCUCCAGGGGCUCACUACUUGCUCACAGGAUCAUAUGAUAUGAAAAUAAAGGUGACAGACUUGCAAGGGGACCUCACGAAGCAGCUUCCUCUUAUGGUGGUAGGAGAGCACAAGGACAAAGUUAUUCAAUGCAGAUGGCAUACGCAAGAUCUUUCCUUCUUGUCUUCGUCUGCAGACAGAACUGUAACCCUUUGGACCUACAAUGGCUAGAGUGCAGCUAAAAGCAACCUAUGCAGCUAAAGCACAGAGAUCUGAGGCUACAGAACUGUAAAAACCAAGUAAUAAUAAAUAGGCAUUCAGAGAGCAGCAGUUGAGUAGGAAAGUGUCUUAUCAAGAGGAAGGGCACUUGUCACAGAUUUUUCUGGUUUCUCGGAGGUCUUGGUGUUUUUAGUAUAUUCUUUUGCAGUGCUUUCAGUCUUCCAUGUGAACUCAUGCUGCUGUGACCUAUUGUAGUCUUGUUGCCAAAGUCUGAGAAGAACUCCUUUGUUGUCGAUGUGCACUCUGAGUAACAUGAAUGACGUGUUUACAGUUUGGUAUUAAUUGCAUUCCUUGGUCUUUGCCUCAACGAGAAUUUUAUAUAGAAACUUAAAUUGAACAAAACUUCAAGUUAAUAUCAAACUAGUUCCACAUGCACAUAAAAGAUAAAUUACUUCCACUGUUCUUUCAGAUUUAUUAUAUUCAUCACUUCUCCACGAGAGGUCAAACUUUUUAACAUCUCCAUGGUUUCAACUUUUUUAUUAAUAAACUCUGAACUUUAAAGGUGACUAGGCAGUAACUGCAUCUUGAUUAUGGUCCAUGGUAUAGUGUGGGUCUUUUCUUUCUCUUCAUCUAAACUGGGGGAAAUGUUGCCGUUUUUACUACAUGACAUUGUUUUCAACAAGCUAACAUGUUGGAGGGGGGGGAAAGUAAAAUAGUGUUGUUUUGUUUUGUUUUUUUCUGUAGAAACAUACAAUAUUUUACUUUUUGAAUGCAACAGAAUACCUCUGUGUAUAAUGUACUGUAGAAAAGAGUGGAUUGGCAGCAGUUGUCGCAGUGAGCUUAACGGCUAUCAGUUUUCAAAGUAAAAGGGAUACCAUUAACACUAUAAUAGAAACCAGCAUGGCUUAAAAUGCUAUGUCUGCAUGGUAAUUUAAGAAUUAAGUCAUUUAAAUUCCCAGGUCAGAAGCUUAUUUGAAUUUUAUUUCUUGCACUGUUUAUGUAGGGGAAAUUACAGUUCUAUUUCUACAGAACUUUAGAUUCUAAUGUUUAUGUAUUGUUAUAUUUUUCAUAUUGUACAGUUUCUUUUACUUUUUAAAUUUAAACCUUAAACAUUAGGUUAUUUAUUUAUUUGAACAGUUAAGUUUUGGAUUCUCUUAAUUACUAAAUUAUAUGUGCACUGUAGCAAGCAAUUUUAACUAUCGUAUAAAAGUGGAAAGGUAAAUAUAGAAGUGUAUCUGUGCUAUAAUCUCAAUAAAGACCUCCAACACCUG